AUGUUCGAGAUCCGCGUUACUCUGCGCUCGGUACCUGGCGUUCUAGCAGUACCUCAUCGCAGCUGUCCGUAUACUGUCAACCCACCAUCGCUUGUCGUGGCAACUGUGGACUUUACAAUAACUGAUACCACCGCAACUACUGCCACGACCACAGCUACUACUACCGAGACGACAACGCUGCUGCCACCUCCUCCACCAGUCAGCACGCUCACUGUCAUUUACCCCUCGCCAGAUGCUGCUCCAGUGGAGGUCACAUCCAUCAGCCAGGUCGUCACGUCUUACAUUCCAGAAGCGACCUUCUGCCUCGGUCCUGCGCUCUACUUUUCUUCGAUUGCUGGUGGACCCUUCUUCAAUGGAUCUGCGAACGUUAUUCAGUAUGUAUCAGGAUCAAGCAGCUGCAGCGUGGAAUACUCCACAACUACUAAGAUCAUCUGCGCAACUACGCUUACUGGGCUGGCGUCGAAGGUCACGGUAUCAGAUUGCGAUCAAGAAAUUACAUUCUCGAGCGAGUGCGGUUACAGCCUGGAGUAUCCUACACCAACUGCCGCCACGACUAGCUUCUCUGCGAUUAUUACACCAGCUCCAACCAUACGAAGGCUGACGACGUACUGGCUUGCUCCUUGGCAGUCACUGACAGCCGGCGAGGCACCCUCCGAUGUGGACGUGAAAGUCUGCAAAGCGCUUGACAACGGCGACAUGCAAUGCCAGCGCUAUCAAGAAGUAUGGGAAGUAGUGGUUGUUGCGUCCACGGUUACGACGUCGUACCCUGUCACCUUUUCGAGAAUCGUCUCAGGACCAGGAGCCCUGAUCUUCGGUUCGAGCACGUCGUUCAUCAACAGCACGACCGAGUUCAUCAGCCUUUCAAAGACUCUACUUCUCGAAACAGAAGUAACGAUCGAGAGCAUCAGCACCAGCACGCGUCCCAGCUCGACGGUCCAGACCACGGAGCAGUACACAUCAAUCCUGACGAUAACUAGACACCUGAAAUAUGUGCCUAAAAGUCGUCCCAGCUCGGAGACGUCAAGCAGCAGCAGCAGUACCCCUGAGUCUACUACGACUGUUCUGGUGACCUCGAUCAUCACAGAGCGACGCACCAGCACUGUCACUAGGACGAGAUCGCGUUCUCGUUCUGGUGCUUUGACUGCCAGUGCUUAAAUAUACCCACUGAAAGAAUUGGAGACCCUAAGGUUUUAAGGAUGUUUGCUUUGAAGUACUGAACUGACAGAUUUGCGGGCGAAGCUAUCGG
Molecule: messenger RNA, 1246 nt
Organism: Macroventuria anomochaeta
Lineage: Eukaryota; Fungi; Ascomycota; Dothideomycetes; Pleosporales; Didymellaceae
Exons: 3
Coding region: 1-1155 (384 amino acids)
Source: RefSeq, a predicted model, not a curated record